AUGGGCCUUUACCUCUACGGUAUUAUAUUAACUGUUUAUAUAGUAACUAUUACCGCCAAUGUCUUCAUCAUUGUCAUAGUUAAGAUUGAACCAUGUCUUCAUAAGCCCAUGUAUUUCUUCAUCAGUGGACUCUCUUUCUUGGAGAUCUGGUAUCCAUCAGUCACCGUUCCUAGACUACUGUGGGCCUUGCUGAUGAAGAACAAGUCUAUAUCUACAGCUGGUUGCAUAAUCCAAUUUUAUUUCCAUUUUUCUUUCGGUGUAGCAGAGAAUUUCCUUCUAGCCGUCAUGGCUGUCGAUCGAUACAUAGCCAUCUGCAAGCCUUUACGGUAUACGCUCAUCAUGAAUCCUGACACUUGUAUCAAACUGCUGUUGGCUUCCUGGUUUUUAGGCUUCAUUUCAGUAUUAGUUCCAUGUAUACAGGUUUCAAACCUUUCAUUUUGUUCUAAAAAUGAAAUUGACCAUUAUUACUGUGACUUUGCCCCUUUGGUCGAGUUGUCCUGUUCUGAUACAUCGGGAGUUCAAAUGGUUUUUUUCAUCUUUGCUUGUUUUAUAAUUUUUGGUUGUUUUUUGAUCAUUUCCCUGUCCUAUGUUUGUAUUAUCCAGACAACAGUGAUCUCCUUCGCCAGACAACGUAAGGCCUUCUCUACAUGCGCCUCACACUUAAUAGUUGUUACUCUCUUUUAUGGUACGACCAUCUUUAUGUUUAUCCGACCCACCAGCGGUCAUUUAAUACACUUGAAUAAAAUAAUAUCUGUCAUCCCAUCCAUCGUGACUCCUCUCCUGAAUCCUAUCAUCUACACUCUGCGGAAUGAAAAAGUGAAAGAAGCUGUGAAGAAGGUUGUCCAAAAAUUUUUAUAA
This is a messenger RNA of Hyla sarda, 858 nucleotides long. RefSeq names its product olfactory receptor 6B1-like. Gene Ontology annotation, molecular function: olfactory receptor activity; G protein-coupled receptor activity. Lineage: Eukaryota; Metazoa; Chordata; Amphibia; Anura; Hylidae. Gene Ontology annotation, cellular component: membrane. Bases 1 to 858 code for a protein of 285 amino acids. The transcript has a single exon. The record is from RefSeq and is a predicted model, not a curated record. Gene Ontology annotation, biological process: G protein-coupled receptor signaling pathway.